UCAAGUUGUCUUCUUUUCUUUCUUGACCUGAUUUCUUGUUGAAGGAAAGAAAGAAAAAGAGAGAUUGAGAGUGAGGUAAAUGAUUUGAUUAGGGUUUCUGAUUAGAACAAGAACCAAUGAGUGCUUCAAGGUUCAUCAAGUGCGUCACUGUUGGCGACGGCGCCGUCGGCAAAACUUGCUUGCUCAUCUCCUACACCAGCAACACCUUCCCUACGGACUAUGUGCCUACUGUGUUUGACAAUUUCAGUGCAAAUGUGGUUGUGGAUGGCAGCACUGUCAACCUGGGUUUGUGGGACACUGCUGGCCAAGAAGAUUACAAUAGGUUAAGGCCUUUAAGCUAUCGUGGGGCUGAUGUUUUUCUGCUUGCAUUUUCUCUCAUAAGCAAGGCCAGUUAUGAAAAUGUUGCCAAGAAAUGGAUUCCUGAGUUGAGGCAUUAUGCUCCUGGUGUUCCAAUUAUUCUUGUUGGGACAAAACUUGAUCUUCGGGAUGACAAGCAGUUCUUUCAAGACCACCCUGGUGCAGUGCCCAUCACCACAGCACAGGGAGAGGAACUGAGAAAACUUAUUGGUGCUCCAAUGUACAUUGAAUGUAGUUCAAAAACACAACAGAAUAUAAAAGCUGUUUUUGAUGCGGCCAUCAAAGUAGUUCUUCAGCCCCCGAAGAAGAAGAGAAAGAAGAGAAAGGGGCAAAAAGCCUGUUCUAUUUUGUGAUUUCCAAUUCAUAAUAUUCUAGUUCUUGGAGGAUGACAUGACUGUAGCCUUUUCCGGGUAAUCUUCACCAUACCAUAUAUCAUACUGUUUCCAACCUAGACUAUAAAUUAAGGUUUGUGAGCUAAUUGUCUAGCUGUAAUGCUUUGCAAUUUCAAUAUGGUUGGCGUGUGCACCUCGUGUGUUUAUGUAGACUUGUAUUAAUUACCAUUUCUUGCUCUAGGCACAAUUUGUAUUCCUGUUGUACUAUUAUUAGCGGCCCUGCAUUGUGGCCUUGUAUGUGAACCAAGUAAAAUGUAAUUAUGUUAGCUAUAUCUGUAUGGCUUACUGAAUGUAGUUGUUUGGAUCAA
Lotus japonicus is the source of this 1057-nucleotide messenger RNA. Its product is annotated as rac-like GTP-binding protein RAC1. Lineage: Eukaryota; Viridiplantae; Streptophyta; Magnoliopsida; Fabales; Fabaceae. The transcript has 7 exons. Gene Ontology annotation, biological process: small GTPase-mediated signal transduction; actin filament organization; establishment or maintenance of cell polarity. The record is from RefSeq and is a predicted model, not a curated record. Gene Ontology annotation, molecular function: GTP binding; GTPase activity; protein kinase binding. Gene Ontology annotation, cellular component: plasma membrane; cytoskeleton; cell projection. Bases 117 to 710 code for a protein of 197 amino acids.